AAUAUUUCUACUAAACCCUCCUUGAGUUGUGAUUGCAGCCGCCGCCGCCUAAUUUUGUAUCCUAUUUAGUGCAUGGGUCUAAUAAGAAAAAUGUAUAGUUGUGCAUUAUAGCUUAGCUUUCUGCAUCUUUCUUACAUAUAAAUGUAAGACUUUAUUUCUAUGGUGAUUAACAGGUUAAUGUGACAAUGUCUAUUGAAGUGAAGCAGAGAAAGAAGGGCCCUAGGGAGUUAAAAAAUACUCCUGGCAGUAGCCAGACAUCAGGACACCAGUUGCAGAAUGAGCUUCAAGGAAAAGUCAAGGCUGGGUCUCCCAUGGGUGGACAUAAAUUGCUUUGCCCAGAUCCCAGGACAUUGCUGUGCUUACUCUGCUUAGCAAUCUGCUUGGCCCUUUCAUGGCUUGUAUUUCAGCAGUCCCAGAACUCUGCAGUGAUGGAAGAAAAAUAUCUGAUUCUUCUAAAAAAAUCAGAAGUAGUGGAAGACAUAGAGGGCCAGGUCAAAGCCAUGUUUGGAAAGCUGGAAUAUACUGACAAGGUGGUGAAGAAUCUGGGGGACCUUCAAAUUAUGAAACAAAUGGAACAAUUAAAAAUUGAUAUCACAAAUAUUGAAAAGUGGUCCAGCCUUAUUUCGAGCAAGAGAAAACAGCUUGAAGGGAAUGUAACUAAUCUCCAAGAGGCUGUCGCUCAGAUAGAAUUCAGCACUGCUGCCAUUGCUAAGGAAGUAUCCAUGAAGAUUAAAGCAGUUCAAACAGAUGUAAGGAGAAUAUCUGGUCUAGAGCCUUAUGUUCAGGUAUUGACGGAAUCGGUUCAAGAACUGGAAGAGAAACUAGCCAAAGUAGAGAGGAAAACUGUGGAGAGCAUUGGUGGAAUGUUAGCCGGUAGCAUAGACCGGAUUUCUUCAUUAAAGAGCUCUGUUUCUAGAAACUCCAACCACAUAGACCUGAUUAAAGAAAAACUCUUCCAACUCCGAGGAAAUUUAAGUGAAAAUUCUGAACAGCUCUUAAAUUUGGAAAGCGACAGACUCAAAGUCAUGAAAGCUGUGAACUUUGCCAAUGAUUUAAAGCCCAAAGUGUUUACGCUGAGAAAGGACUUUCAGAAUUUAGAUAACAUGAUUAACGAACUGUCUUUGAGAAUUGGCCGCCUGGCGUCCGACUUAUUGAGCCGUGAAGAAGACAUUACUCUGUUAAAUGACAAAUUAUACAACCUAACACUGAUUAAAUCUGCCAUUUUAGAUUUAAAUGAUAAAAUAAGCCAUUUAUAGACCUAGAAAUACACAUUGUUGGCUAAGGUCAAUAGUGUUAUCGAAAGCUGAAAUUUUAUAUUGCUGCAUUUGAAACAGCUAUUUAUUUCCUACCCUAAGGUUGAUGCCAUUUUGUACUGAAUGUGAGCUUCACUCUACUACAGAUGGAGCUCCAGCCAUUCCUAUGGUGAGCUGUCCAAAACCUCUAGCCAUGUCAGUCACUUGUGAAAUAGUAGGGCCAUUAUUUUGCUUGUGAUACCUUACACGUUGCCAUUUGCUAUAAUGCAGGCCGUACCUAAUACCAAAUAUCGGUUUGAUACUAACCUACACCUUGGAAGUACUGUGGUGCGACCCUGAGAUGUGCCAUAAUGGGCACGGUUUGAUAAUCCUUCUCACAUUCAAAAUAAAUUUCAUGGUAAGUGUU
This is a messenger RNA of Xenopus tropicalis (tropical clawed frog), 1659 nucleotides long. It is a transcript of the gene ikbip, whose product is annotated as IKBKB interacting protein. The transcript is spliced from 3 exons. The coding region runs from base 429 to 1256 and encodes 275 amino acids. Lineage: Eukaryota; Metazoa; Chordata; Amphibia; Anura; Pipidae. The record is from RefSeq and is marked provisional.